Molecule: messenger RNA, 1137 nt
Organism: Mobula hypostoma (lesser devil ray)
Lineage: Eukaryota; Metazoa; Chordata; Chondrichthyes; Myliobatiformes; Myliobatidae
Product: cold-inducible RNA-binding protein-like
Exons: 1
Coding region: 85-612 (175 amino acids)
Biological process (GO): positive regulation of mRNA splicing, via spliceosome
Cellular component (GO): spliceosomal complex
Molecular function (GO): RNA binding
Source: RefSeq, a predicted model, not a curated record
GCUUCCGGUGGGUGCGCAUUUACGUUCGGCAGUGCUGCGGAGCUCGUUGGUUGUCUUCAGACGAAGCCCCGCCAAAACGACAAUAUGGGCGACGAACGAAAGUUGUUCGUCGGCGGACUGAGCUUUGAGACGGACGAGCAGGCGCUGGAAGCCGUUUUCUCCAAGUACGGCGAGAUCGUUGACACCCGGGUGAUCAAGGACAAGGUCACCAUGACGUCCCGCGGCUUCGGCUUCAUCACCUUCGAGAACCCGGAGGAUGCCUCCGAGGCCUUACAGGCAAUGAACGGCAAGUCCUUGGACGGCCGCCAGAUCCGGGUGGACCACGCCGAGAAGAAGUCGGGAGACGGCGGUUACGGAGGAGGACGCGGCGGCUAUCGGCGGGGCGGCAGCUACACAAGCGGAAGCGGCGGCUACGGAGGCGGCGGCUACGGUGGCGGCGGAUACGGUGGUUACGGCGGCGGCAGUGGCUACAGCAGCGGCGGCUACGGCGGAGGUGGUUACGGUAGCGGAAGCAGCGGAUAUGGUGGUUAUCGGCAGUACGAGCCCAAGUCGGGCGGCGGCUACUCCCGGGGGACCCGUGGUAAUAACUACGAUCGGUACUCUACCAGAUAGAAGCCCACCGCCGGCUGUGCUUUCCAGGUCACCGUGAUCCUCGACCACUUGCUGUUUCUGAAGGGACUUUUUUUUGGGGCGAACGCCGUCUAAUCUCUUGAAUUCAAUCUCGCUUCUUCGGGACGCUGUCUAACUCUCCGUCCGCUCACAUUCCCAUCCUUUGUUGCAGUAAAGGUUUCUCACAGCAACGGCGGGGCAGGGGGGAGGGUUUGCCGGACCUUUUCCGAAAUUCCGAACUUAAAUUAGUCCCUUAGCAGUGUUUCUCUCCCACAAUAAUUUCCCAAUAGCUUUUGUUCUUUUUGUUUAUUUUUGACUGUUAAGGAUGUAGCUCCAUUGACCUCCGCAUUCUAGCCCGUCAGCUCAGUGCUGCCUCUCCCAGUGCCCGGGCGUUGCGUUAGCUGCUGAUUUUUGUUUGCUCCGUUCUGGUUUUAAAAUGGCGUACUCGCCUUGUGCAGAGACAUUCAAUGCUCAAGUGUGUCGGCAAUGUGCUCCAACAACUCCUCCUCCCCUGCCCGCCCGCCCGCA